GUUCAAUAAACAAAUAAAUAAAUCGAACCAUGUAUCGAACUGUGAGUUGACAAUCGAGAUAGGAAUCAAAUCAUGACUUUGGUGUAUCGCUACAGGCCUAAUUGUCAGGCUUGGGUCGGGUUCAGUGACAUUACAAGGUCUUUUAGCGAAACAUAGAGGAAAUACUGUAGAUCUCUAAGAAAGCGACCUAUAACAAGUAAAAAUACGUGAUAAUAAUUAGGGGUGUCACAAUUCUAUACUUGAUUUCGAUUCUCAAUCCUUUUUUUUUCCUCUUUUAGUGCAGAUGAGUCUGCCAUUUUUAAACAUUUUUGUCUAGGACCAUUGGUUUUAUGUCAUGACACGUAUAUCACUCUAGUUUUCGCUUUAGCGCCAGUGGAAUUUUUGAGGACAUUUUUGCUUCAAAUGUGGACAGAAGAUUUGGAAGAGUUGAUUUCAUAGUUAUGUCCUGUGCUUUGCUACACACUCAUAACAUAGUUUACAUACCGUGGUUUUCUUGUUGACAAUGUGAAUGUUGUUGACAAAACUUAAAGGGAACGCAAAAUAUUUCCAGUGGUGAUUUCAGAGAAGCAGGAGGGGGUUUGAGUUUGUUCAAUGUGUCAAUCCGAUUCAGCAGUUGUCGUGGUUACUAUUAUUUGGCGGAAGCUUCGGGUUACGAAUUGGAACUAAUGUGUAGUCGUGCUACAAUUGCUCAAAAAACCCCACCAUGGUUGGAUUAUGUCAACCGUUAUCAAUGGUUACUGUUCAACGAGAAGGAGUGAUGGGUGUGAAAUUAUAUUGUAUUUUGUUGCAACUUGUAAGCUCACCACUAGGUGUGCCCCAUAGUAUUGCACACCUUUAAAAUAACAAAGCACAUCAUGAGCUGCUCAACGAUUCCCCUGAUGUAAAAAUACACAUAUAAAAAUGUCUCCUUUGCUGCUAAAGGAGGACCAUGUGCUUUUGGUGGCUGAUGAACCCAGGUCACAAAGCAGGUAUUGCUUUAUUACAUGAAUAACUGUCAACAGUCAAAUGCAAUUUCAGAAUUUCUUGAAGUCAGGAUUUUUCAACUGCAUAUGUGUGUUAUUGUUGCUGCAUUAACCUUUUUGGAAUUAUUAAAAAACAAACAAACAAAAAAACCUGUUACACAGCAGCAGUGACAGAGGCAGCGUGAACGGAAUACUGCAAAUUUUUAGGCUGAUGGAAAACUACUCCUACAACAGUUUUAUGCUCCAGAUGGAGGGCUUAAAGGUCACAAAGAAAUCUGUGUACCCUGUCUUUUUUGUUUUCUUCAUUUCCUACAUUGUUAUAAUGUUUAUGAAUGUGGGCAUUUUGAUUCUUAUUAUCAUUGACAAGAACCUUCAUCAGCCAAUGUAUCUCCUUUUUUGCAACCUGUCAGUCAGUGACAUCAUUGGAAGUACUCAUAUUGUGCCGAGGCUGCUCUCAGAUAUCCUGCAUCCUCCCUCUGAACGUCUCAUCAGUUAUUACGAGUGUGUGGUUCAGGCUUUCACCACACAGCUGUUCGGCACCACUUCCCACACUGUGCUCAUGAUCAUGGCCUUUGACAGAUAUGUGGCCAUCUGUAAUCCACUACGCUAUGCUUCCAUAAUGACAAACAAGAUGGUGGUCAAGCUGACGGCUUCUGCCUGGGGAGUGGCCUUUGUCUUGGUCUCUAUUCUGCUCGGUCUGACCAUCAGGCUAAAUCGAUGCCGGACUCUGAUCAAAAACCCUUUUUGCGACAACGCCUCACUGUUUAAACUCUCCUGCGAAAGUGUCUUUAUUAAUAAUAUCUAUGGCCUCACUUUCACUGUGGUGUUGCUCACAACCUCCAUAGGAAGCAUAGUUCUCACAUAUGCUCAGAUCACUAUUGUGUGUCUGAACAGUAAGAGCAAGUCUCUGAACAGUAAGGCCCUGAAGACCUGCAGCACUCAUUUAAUGGUGUAUCUGAUCAUGUUGUUUAGUGGAAUGAUUAUCAUUACUAUGCAUCGUUUCCCUCAGUACUCAGAUUACAGAAAACUUGCUGCCAUUCUGUUCGUCCUCGUCCCUGGAAGCCUCAACCCCGUUAUUUAUGGUGUACAGUCCAAAGAGAUACGGAAAUUCUUAUUCGAAAUGUUUUGCACUAAGAAAUGUAUGUCAUGUAAAAAAUAGUUGUCUUUUUGUUUAUGGCAAAUUGUAAAAAUAAAUCAUAAAAGCAUGAGAAGCGAA
Molecule: messenger RNA, 2178 nt
Organism: Solea senegalensis (Senegalese sole)
Lineage: Eukaryota; Metazoa; Chordata; Actinopteri; Pleuronectiformes; Soleidae
Product: olfactory receptor 146-like
Exons: 1
Coding region: 1174-2121 (315 amino acids)
Biological process (GO): G protein-coupled receptor signaling pathway
Cellular component (GO): membrane
Molecular function (GO): olfactory receptor activity; G protein-coupled receptor activity
Source: RefSeq, a predicted model, not a curated record